ACUGCUAAAUGUGUCGAUAUGCGUGCCACAUAAACACUCCCUUUCUCUCUCCUCUACCUUUCUCUCUCCUCUCUUCUAUUCUCCACUGUUUCUGCUCAGCUCAGAUCACUGCCUUUUUAGCUCCCCUCCCCUCUCUCUGAUAAAAUAAUCAAAUAAUGAAGCCAACCCCAUAACUCUUCUCUCACAUUUUCUCACUGGAAAGUGGCAAAAACAGCUUCCCUCUUUAGGAUAAUUAUGAUUAGGGUUUCUCUCUCUCUUCUUAUGGAUUGUCUUCUCCUACAUCCAUCUCUCUGAUGCUUCUGGAGAUUUCAUUUCUCCUGACACUAUGAUUUUGAGCUUUGUAUUUUUUGUUCAAACCAAAGUUGCAAUGUGUAACAAGCUUCUAUUCAUUGUAUGAUAAAAUGGAUCUAUGGGUGGAAAAAGACUGAUUGAGGUGGUGGUUUUUGGAAACUCAAUGGAAUAAGUGGGUUUUGUGUGUCUGUGUCAUAUCUUUGGACUUUCUUGGAAAGAGAAGAAGUUGGUAUCUUUCUGUUCAAAAGAGCUAGAAGUUUUGGCUUUGAGCUUUCGUUUGUAAAAUUUUGUAUUGUAUUCAACGUUCCAAUCACAGCAACCAAUAACAGAGAGCUGUGUGAAGAAAUUAAGGAAAAACCCAGACUUUGAUUUUAUAACCGAAACCCCGAAUUGGGUCUUCACCAACAAGCAAGCAGCCACUGCCCCUGUUCACACAAACCCAAGAAUCUUCUGUCUCAAAAAUCCAGUCUUGCUCAACCAUUUACACUUAAUCUCUCUCUCCUCACUCUCUCUUUAGACGGACUUUACAAAGCAGAAAAUCUUUAACCUUCUUCUGAAAUCCAGAGAAAAACCAAAACAAACCAUCACUCUCCUCUCUCUCCUCCCACUUUUUGCUGUUUAUAUUAGCUUUAAGCUUUUGUUGGUUUGGGGUUUGGGAAAAUGGCCAUGGUUGUGGCUCACCACAGGGAGAGCAGCAGUGGGAGCAGCAUAAACAAGCACCUCGAUGCCGGAAAAUAUGUACGUUACACAUCUGAGCAAGUGGAAGCUCUUGAGAGAGUCUACGCCGAGUGCCCCAAGCCGAGCUCUCUGCGUAGGCAACAAUUGAUCCGGGAGUGCCCCAUUUUAUCAAACAUUGAGCCCAGACAGAUCAAAGUCUGGUUCCAGAACCGCAGGUGUAGGGAGAAGCAGAGAAAAGAGUCCUCAAGACUGCAGAUUGUAAACAGAAAGUUAUCAGCAAUGAACAAACUGCUGAUGGAGGAAAAUGAUCGAUUACAGAAACAAGUCUCUCAGCUUGUUUGUGAAAAUGGUUAUAUGCGCCAACAAUUGCAUACUGCACCAGCUGCAACUACUGAUGCAAGCUGUGACUCUCUGGUGACAACUCCUCAGCAUUCUCUUAGAGAUGCUAAUAACCCUGCUGGACUCCUAUCCAUAGCGGAGGAGACCUUGGCAGAGUUCCUAUCCAAGGCUACAGGAACUGCUGUCGAUUGGGUCCAGAUGCCUGGGAUGAAGCCUGGUCCGGAUUCGGUUGGGAUCUUUGCCAUUUCACAAAGUUGCAGUGGAGUGGCUGCAAGAGCCUGUGGCCUCGUAAGUUUAGAGCCUACGAAGAUUGCAGAGAUCCUUAAAGAUCGUCCAUCUUGGUUCCGGGACUGUCGGAGCCUUGAAGUUUUUACCAUGUUUCCUGCUGGAAAUGGAGGAACCAUAGAACUUAUAUAUACACAGACAUAUGCUCCAACUACUUUGGCUCCUGCAAGGGAUUUUUGGACCCUGAGAUACACUACAACUCUAGACAAUGGCAGUUUUGUGGUGUGUGAAAGAUCUCUUUCUGGUUCUGGCGCUGGCCCAAAUCCAGCUUCUGCUUCACAGUUUGUUAGAGGCGUGAUGCUUCCUAGUGGUUAUCUGAUUCGACCAUGUGAGGGUGGAGGAUCAAUCAUUCAUAUCGUUGACCACCUGAAUCUUGAGGCAUGGAGUGUGCCAGAGGUGCUGCGACCGCUUUAUGAAUCGUCCAAAGUGGUGGCACAAAGAAUGACUAUUGCGGCGUUACGGUAUAUCAGGCAAAUAGCUCAGGAAACGAGUGGUGAAGUGGUAUACAGCUUGGGCAGGCAGCCAGCUGUUCUGCGAACCUUUAGCCAAAGAUUGAUCAGAGGCUUCAAUGAUGCUGUCAAUGGAUUCAAUGAUGAUGGAUGGUCAUUGGUCAACUGUGAUGGUGCUGAAGAUGUUAUAAUUACAGUUAAUUCAACCAAGAAUUUAACUUCUACUUCGAACCAUGCCAAUUCCCUUGCAUUACUUGGAGGUGUUCUUUGUGCAAAGGCUUCCAUGUUACUACAAAAUGUUCCCCCAGCUGUUCUCGUUCGUUUCUUGAGGGAGCACCGUUCAGAGUGGGCAGAUUUCAAUGUUGAUGCCUACUCUGCCGCAUCUUUGAAAGCUGGUUCGUAUGCUUAUCCUGGGAUGAGGCCAACAAGGUUUACCGGGGGACAAAUUAUCAUGCCGCUUGGUCACACAAUUGAACAAGAGGAGUUGCUUGAAGUUGUUCGACUUGAAGGCCAUUCUCUCACUCAAGAGGAUGCUUUUGCAUCAAGGGACAUUCAUCUCUUGCAGAUAUGUAGUGGAGUUGAUGAGAAUGCUGCCGGAGCCUGUUCUGAGCUUGUUUUUGCCCCAAUUGAUGAGAUGUUUCCAGAUGAUGCUCCCUUGCUUCCCUCUGGUUUCCGUAUUAUCCCAUUGGAUUCAAAAACAAGUGAUUCAAAGGCUACUUUGAAUACGCAUCGAACAUUAGAUCUGGCAUCCAGUCUUGAAGUCGGCUCAACAACGAGCAAUGCAGCUGGAGAUCUAACUACAUUUCACAAUACUCGAUCAGUAUUGACGAUUGCCUUCCAGUUUCCGCUUGAUAAUAGUCUACAAGAGAAUGUGGCAAACAUGGCACGGCAGUAUGUUCGUAGCGUAAUUUCAUCCGUGCAGAGAGUUGCAAUGGCUAUAUCUCCAUCUGGAUUGAGUCCGUCUGUGGGACCAAAACUAUCUCCCAGCUCUCCAGAAGCUGAGACACUGGCUCACUGGAUCUGCCAGAGUUACAGUUAUCAUGUUGGGGGAGAACUGCUGAGACCUGAUUCCUUUGGUGGUGACUCGAUGUUGAAACAUUUAUGGCAUCACCAAGAUGCUAUUUUGUGUUGUUCAUUAAAGUCAAUGCCGGUUUUCACCUUUGCAAACCAGGCAGGACUUGACAUGCUGGAAACAACAUUAGUCGCCCUUCAGGACAUCUCAUUGGAUAAGAUUUUUGACGAGGCCGGACGCAAGACGUUGUGCGCAGACUUUUCUAAACUAAUGAACCAGGGUUUUGCGUACUUGCCAGCCGGCAUUUGCAUGUCAACGAUGGCUCGCCACGUGUCGUACGAACAAGCGAUUGCAUGGAAAGUACUUGCUGCAGAAGAAAACUCUGUCCAUUGCCUGGCCUUCUCCUUCAUAAACUGGUCUUUUGUGUGAGCAUUUUAAUUGGUUCCAUCCCUCACCUUUCUUCCACAAGACAUGCAAAGGAAGCUUUGAUAGAAAAAGAAAAUCAGAAAUGUGGAAAAAGGAAAAGAAGUUUUGUAAUAUCUCUACCCCUGCCGGAGGUUUUGCAUCAGAUUAAUUUAAGUUGAUUUUGAUUUGCAACUGUGCUGCAAUUGGCAAUGUUGGCAUUUAAGUGAUCAAGGCUAAAAAGGCACAAGCACUUGUAUAUACUUGACUUACAUUGGCUUCUGAUAGGACAUUUCUCUUUGCAGACAGAUUAGAAAUUGGACUGGUAAAAAGUUUUCGUUU
This is a messenger RNA of Pyrus x bretschneideri (Chinese white pear), 3798 nucleotides long. RefSeq names its product homeobox-leucine zipper protein REVOLUTA. Gene Ontology annotation, molecular function: lipid binding; DNA-binding transcription factor activity; DNA binding. The coding region runs from base 952 to 3483 and encodes 843 amino acids. Lineage: Eukaryota; Viridiplantae; Streptophyta; Magnoliopsida; Rosales; Rosaceae. The transcript is spliced from 18 exons. The record is from RefSeq and is a predicted model, not a curated record.